UACUACAAGUUACCUACGUUUUCAAUUCCAAUCCAAAUAUUAACAUUUAAUUAUUAGUUAAUUAGUUAUUCAACUCAACAUCUUGUUACCAAACAAAGUUAAUAUAUUCAGUUACGGUUAAAAAUCAUUAUUCACGGUGUGUGUGUGUCAUCUAACCCUACUUUUGUUUCAACCUUGUGUUUUGUUGGUUUGGUGUUUGGUUUUGGUUUUAUUGUUUGGAGAAGAAUAAGAUAAAUACUGUGAAGUUAGCAACGUUUGUAGGUUAAUACAAAAGUUACGUGUAAAUGUAAAAGCAAUAAAAAACCUAGGUGAUUGAAAAAAAAAUUGAACUAUUAGUCGUUGAGAUGUCGUCCGGUAAAAGUCAUUUCGGCCACCAUGGGGGUUUCAAUUGGGGGCUAUAUUUUUUGGGAAUUGUUAUUGUUGCUGUAUCUUUUUGCGUUUUGUGUGAAAUGUUACGGACCAAACGAAAAAGGGGAGGCAGGAGAUUACUCAGUGACAAUGGCCCCACGGUGACAGUGACGACAACGACGCAACAAUCGCAUCUAGCGGCAUCGCCGCAAGUCAUCCCUCCCUAUCCCAUAAACGCACGUCAUCCCACCCCAGCUAAUGCGCCAGGGUUCACGCCGCAUCAUCCGCCUUAUCCGACACAUGCCCCUAGUAUGCCUUUCCCGCAAGGCGGUGCACCGUACCCUCCUGCGCCUUAUCAAUCGACCGACUACAGUGCCAACCCCCCACCAUACGACGUUGCAGUGGCGCAGCCUCCAAUUCAACCUCCAUCGUCCAAAGACAGCUACCAAAAACAAUCCCCCUACAAUCCAGGAUACAACUAGACUUAAGUCGGGAGAGCUUGUUGGCCCCGAUUCUUAAAUAUGUUCUUUAUCGUUUUCCAUUAACUUUUUAAUAUCAUUGAAGAACAAAUUAGGUUAGGUUUUAUUCGUUUAUGUGAUACAGUAAUGGAACUGUUUAAUUAUUACAAAUUUUAUGUCAAACGCACGACUUAGUUAAGGAAUAAUUUUUGUAAAUAAAAAAAAGGUUCUUCAGUAAUAUUAAUUGAUUUUGGGGGAUUUAAGAUGCCAAAUCUUGAAUCUUUAUGAUGUUAAAAUUAGUUUUUGAUACUCGUCUAAUGUUGUCAAAGUAGGUUCAGAAAAACUGAAAUACUAGAAGCUAAAAACUCUUUAUUACUAAUGAACAGAUUCCGUAAUUUUUGAAGAAAAUGCGUGUUUUUUGUAUGAACGAUCUCUUUUAGUAGGAAAGUGUGCAUAUGAAAUUGUACAAUCCUUAUAACAGAGAAAAAUUUUAAUUUAAUGUUUUUUUGUUCAAAUUAACGUUAUAAUCAAUUUUUAGUUCCAAGUUCCAUAGAACGCCGUUUGACAUUUUUGCUGUCAACUGUAAGAAUUUUUAUUGACAGGUGACAGGUAACUAUUAAAUCAUUAAAAUUAUGUGUUUUUAAAUCUGUCACAUUUUCAAUGUUAUUCGGAUUUUAACAUUUCGUAGAAGAUUUUUACAUUUUCUUUGUUUCUCCGUUUCAACCAAGAGAGAAUACGUGAUCAAAAGCUGUUCAAUUGUACUAGUCUACAAUGCAAAAACUAGUCUAGAACUGUAGAAAUACAUUUCUUUGUUCGAUGAGUAUUUAUUCCAUAGUAAUGUCGUUUUUUUUUUCUCGCCCUUUGAUUCCUCGUACUAUGGUCUUGAUCUAGAGUUCAAUCUGUCACAUAUCGACGUUUAUGUCAUUUUUGACAUGUUCCUGUUAACGAUAAUGUCAAAUCUUAAUUCUCACUUGUCGUUUAGAAAGAACAUUUUCUGGCAGAUUCCUAAACGGGUUCUAUGACAAAAUCGGCCAUUUUUACGUAGACACUAAUUUAAUUUGACUUUUCUAGUCUUGACUUUUGACGACUACUUCAUAACAAACUUUUAGCAAAAAAUCGAUACCAAACAGAACCCCAUUGCAAACAUUUGUGUUGUUUUCUCACUAGUUUUAGUAACUUUUUUAUGGGUUGGUACGAGCGGUGAACUACUCCCGAAAUACUGGUACGUUUUCACUUGGAAUCGUUAACAAAUACUUUCGAAAUAUCUGGAAUUAUCACAGAAAUCCCGAAAUCAUCACCAAAACAUGACAAAGAAUGAGUCAUUGUGGCCCGGAGGGUACGGGUUUGGAAACUAUUAUCCGGACUCCGGGUUUACAUUAAAAUUAUCCGGGGAAUCGCCGAGGUGGACCAAAAAAAAAAUGAGUUCAGAGCAAAAACAUUAUUUCUCUGAAAUCGUAUAAAAUUAAAGAGGGAUACUAUUAUUUAAUUUACGCCAAAUGUUAAAAAGUUACAUUUUGACGUUUUACGAAUGAUAUUUAUAGGUAUAUAAAUUUUGAGAGAUAUCUACGAUUUUGAUGUCUCAAAAAUAUGUCAAAAACGUCAAUGUGGCUUCGUUCGUCAAAUGUAAAAGAAAUCCAUUUUUGACGAAUGAUGUUCAUGGGUUAGUAGCGUUGUUUCGGAAGAUAUCUACGUUUUUAAUAUCUCAAAAAUGUACGUCGAAAACUUCAAUGCGAGGGAGAAACCACUAAGGUCAAAACAUACCCGUAUUUCGGAAAUCACCUAAAAAUGUUUUAUGUGAUUUCGGUAUUUGGCUGAAAAUCCACCUUAAUUUUAUAAGCUGACAUUUUUUGGACUAUUUCCCUGUCUUUUGAUACACAAGCUGCUGAAUUUACGUUUUUGAGCGACAAAUUGAUUUCGAAGUGAUUUCGCCCAUGAUUUUCGAUGAAGAUUUCAGAAUUUUCGUAGUAAUUUCGAGUAAAAAAACGUACCAGUAUUUCGGAAGUGGUUUACCCCUCGCUUUAAUGUUUUUAUUGUCGAUCUUAUGCGAUGUAUAGAAAAUGUCACUUUGUAUUGACGAAUGUCUUUAAGGCUUAACAUUCGUCAGAUGUAAAAGAAAUCGCAUUUUUGACGUUUGACGAAUGAUAUUUAUGGGUUGGUUGCACUGGUUUGGAAGAUAUCUACGAGUUUGAGGUCUCAAAAACGUCAAUGUGGCUAAAUGUUCGUCAAAUCUAAAAACAUCCAUUUUUAACGUUUGACUAAUGAUAUUUAUGAAUGGUAGCACCGGUUCGGAAGAUAUCUGCGAUUUUGAUAUCUCAAAAAUUUGCGUCAAAAACGUCAUGUUUUUUGAUCUUACGCGAUAUAUAGAAAAUAUCACAUUUUUGUGUUUGACGAAUGCCUUUAAGACAACGUUCGUUAAAAGCCAAGAAAUCACAUUUUAAAAAAUAUCUACAAUAUUUAUGUCUCAAAAAUGUGUCAAAAUCAUUAAUAUUUUUGACGGUUGACGCAUUUUUUUAACGUUAAUCUUACGAGAAAUAUAUAAAAAGUCACUAUUUUGACGAAUAUCUUUAAGGCUUAACGUUCGUCAAAUGUAUAAGACAUCGCAAUUUUGACGAAUGAGAUUUAUAUAUUGGCAGUUCCGGUUUGGAAGAUAUCUACGAUUUUGAUGUCUCAUAAAUGUACGUUAAAAACAUCAAUAUUUUUAACGUUGAUCUUACGCGAUAUAUAUAAAAUGUCACAUUUGUAUGUAUGGCGGUUGUCUUUAAGGCUUAACAUUCGUCAUAUGUGAAAAAAUCUGUCAAAAACGUCGAUGUGACAACGUCUGUCAAAUAUAAAAGAUAUCGAAUUUUCGACGUUUGACGAAUGAUAUUUAUGAGUUUCUAGCACCAGUUUGGAAGAUAUCUACGAUUUUGAUGCCUAAAAAAUGUACGUUAAAAACAUCAAUGUUUAUAUGGAAAAUGUCACAUUUUUGCGGUUGACGAAUGUCUUUAAGACUUAAAGUUCGUCAAAUGUACAAAAAACACAUUUUUAACGUUUGACGAAUGAUAUUUAAUGGUUGGUAGCACCAUUUGAAAUAUAUCUACGAUUUCCAUGUGUCAAAAACGUCAAUGUAGCUUAUAACUUUCUUUAAAUAUAAAAUAAAUCCCAUUUGACGAAAGUUAACUUUCGUCAAAUGUACAAGAAAUUUUUUACGUUUGACGAAUGUCUUUAAGGCUUAACCUUCGUCAUAUGUAAAAUAAAUCGCAUUUUUGACGUUUGGCGAAUGAUAUUUAUGGGUUGGUGCACCAGUUUGGAAGACUGUCAAUAUGGCGCGUCAACAUCCAAAUGGCGAUCUUGGAAUCGGAAGUACAGUUUUUGAUAAUUUUCAUAUAUUAUCCAUUAUUUAAGAGACCGUUAAACUUAAAAUUGUACCAAACAAAUUAGUAUAUUUAAUGCUAACAUUGAAAACAUAAUAUUUUAAGCUAUAUACCAAGCGAAGUAGAAUAAGUGAUGACAAAAUCAAUGGAAAAAAACGAGCCUAUAUAUCAAAAAAGAGAAGUCGUUUGACGCAUGUUUAAUUUGGGCGAAAUGUUGAAAAGUUAUAUUUUGAUGUUUGACAAAUGAUCUUUAUGGGUUAGCAGCACUGGUUUGGAAGAUAUCUACGAUUUUGAUGUUUAAAAAAUAUGCCCUCAUUUUUUGGACGUUUGACAAUUAUUAAAUGUACCAGAAAAUGCAUUUUCUUGUUCGAAAAGCGAUGCUUGAAAUAAAGCAACUAAACGUACGCAGAUUGUGUUUGGCGUUUGUAUCUGUCACUUGUCAUUUUUCGGUUAACACAGCACAGAUACGCACGUCUAUUUUUGGUUAUUUGAUUGUUUAAACUUGAGAAUGCCAAAUUUUUGACGUUUGACGCAUUAAGUUCUUUCGUUCGCAGUGUACACCAGUUACACCACCUUUAUUUACCUAGUUUAUUUCCUCCUUAUUUCUGAUUACAUGGCGAGUGUAGUUCACUCCUGCUAAAUAGCUGGUGGAGAAAAUAUCCACCAGUGGACACCACAUCGCCGAUAGGAAGGUGUAGUGGAAUUUAUACCGGGCCAAACAAAAGGCGUGGUGUGCGUUGGUGUAGUUAAUUCCUACACUAGUGGGACGAACGAAAGAACCUAUAGUUUUUAAGGUCAAAUAUAAGUAACACGUGAUGUGCACGUCAAAUACGUCACGGUUUUAACGCACUGCUACUAACUAAAAAAAAACUGUUAAUAAAAUUGGUACCAGAACUAUCAAACCAAACUUUAUAAAGAUUUACUCUUAAAAAUAACUUAUUUUUGGUUCAGAUCACUAUUUAAAUGGCCGACUUUGUAACUGAUGCUCAAGCUAGUAAUUUAACCCAAAUUAAGUUGGUAAUCGUGUUUAAUAAUUUUUAAAUUUCCCGACACUCAAUGUUUUAGUGGUGCUUUUCUUAGAGUUUUCUAAUCUCUUCUCCAGUAGCCUCUAUCGUUAGCUUUCGUCUUUUGCUACUUCGAGUAGCUAUUAAGAAAACUCGCUACCUAACUUUUCAACUGUCAACUUAACUGUCAUUAAUGACAUUAAUAUGGAAUAUCAUCAUGUUCAUCGUUAACUUCAAAAACUACGCAUUUCUAAUAGCCAGCGAAUUUUUAUACACGUUUACUUAAUUAACUGAUUUUAAACAGUAAAUUUAUAUAUUUUUACUGAAUAUUGACUAUUUUUUGAGACAUCUAAUUCAUAUAAUAUUGCAAGAGAGGUAGGAAAUAAAAAAGAAAUAAUUAUAAAUCUUGAUUUCGAAACAUUAUUUUUGUUACUUUUACUGAUAAAGUGAGAACAUUAUAAGGCAAAAAAGAGGCGUGAUAGUUUGCAAUAAGUUUAAGGAAAUUAUUUUUUGCUUGUGAGUCCUCUGGUAUCGACUCUCUGACUUUAUUUCCAUAAAACGCGGUAUAAAUGAUAACUGAUGUUUCUGUUGUCAAUUGUCAGAGUUUGAAAUCAAUAUCAUUGACAGGUGAUAAGUAUUAACAUUGUACUUCAAAUUAAUGAAAUCACGAAAGGAUAUGCGACAUAAAUGACCUAAAGCUAAAAUAUGUUCACCUGAUUCCCUUUUACUAUCCAAUUCCCGUAAUUCUUUUUAAAUUAUCUCUAUAAUUUUGUUUGCAUUUCUCGUAAUUUAACCAUUCGUUUAAAUAUGUAAAUUCCUGCCUAUUUCUUACACUUGUACGUCUAAUUUUAUCUGCAGUUUACACCUAAUUAAUAACAAAAAUAAGUAUUAAAAUGGUUCUUCAAAUGUGAAAUUAUUGAAAUGACAAAAGGCUACACUUAUGGAGGGUAGAGAAAAGGAGGACAAUCUUAUAUGGAUCUUUAUAUUAAAAAGUGGCCACCAAAAUGUAUACAAUUAAGAUGGCGCUCGUGUAGCCAGGGGACAAAAUCCAAUGCUAUAUAGUCAUAUAGAUUGCUCAUUUAUAAUUAAAUCAGACAGGAAGCAGUAAAUUGAGACCUCCGUGUCAUUUUAAUAUAAGAAUUAUUUAUUGUUUAUAUUAUUAUUUUUCAAUAAAGUUGACUAUUGUCGUGUAUUGUCAAAAUUUAUCUACGAUCACAGAACACUUACUCUUCUACGAUCAGUCACUUUUCACGGUGUAGUUUUUAGUUUUUUUAUGGUUGAGCAAUAUUUAUUACUAUAUACAUCAUUGGUGUCAUUGUGUGAUCUGAAUUAUCGACUGCCGACGUCCCCUGGGCACAGAAGCGCCAUCUUAAUUGUAUACAAUUUGAGGGACACUUUUUGUAUACAGAGAUUGUUCUCCUUUCCUCUACCCUCCAUAGCUACACUGGUUCUCGAUCAAAAUUUGUCACUUGUCAAUUUAUAAGAAAAUCGUAGUCAUUUUUUUACAAUGUUGGUAAAUUUAGAAGCUUAACACUUUCUAAUAGUUUUAGAAUGAUUUUCAAGAUCCCAAUAUCAUUAAAAAUUGGUUGAAAACGCCACUAAUAUAAGCGUUUUUGUAUAACAUCAGUUUGAAUAUAAUCUAAAUUUAUUCGAAAAUUGCUGCAAAUUCUUCUACUUUAAAAUUAUUUGAGCUGUAGUAGAAUUCUCCUGGGUCUUCCCCAUGUAAUUUUUUCUAGGACUUCAUAUAUGAAAAUUCGCCUAAAUUUUUAAUACGCGGAUAUAUAGGCAACUGAGUUAUUAAUAAAUUGAAUUUGGAUUACAAUUAUGGGUUAUUUGUCUUUUAUCGUUUAUACAUUGUUUCUGUUAUCUGAUCUCUAUUAGUAUCGUUCAUUUGGUUCCUAUUUGCUUUUUCGUCUUCUUUAUACCUGUCGUCAUUUUCCAGCUUUCUGGGUCUGUACUUUCUACUUUUCUUGUACCUACUAGUUUCCAUCACUCUUACCAUGUUAUGUAAGUCUUUUUAUGUGAUACUAAGAGUUGAAUGCAACUUCAUUUGUACCUACAUUGGUUAUCUUUAUAACUUUUUGUCUGGUUCAUCUAUGCCCAUUCAAAAGCAUUCAUGCUUCUCCUCGUAGUCAUUUAUUGCAUUCUAUAUCUCUCUUCUAAUUUUAUAGCCAAUUUUCUAACUUAAUUUUCACAAAUACCACUCUUAAGAUGGCAGUUUUUAAGCUGUGUUUCUCAUGCAACAAGGAAAUGUUUUCGUUGAGCAUAAUAACAAAAAAGCUGUGAAUUAGGAAAGAAAAGUUAAUCGUUCUCACUCUGCCUCUUGCUGCCUUUUCUCAUAUUUCAUAUUCUACUAAAUUGCAUUUAAUUCAUUUCCAAGCUACAUUGUUGCCAUUUUAUCCGCAUUGUGCCAACACACGUUUUGUACAUGGUCACUAUUUUACCCUCGCCCUUGUGACAUGUAAUUGUUCUGUUUACGUCGCCGUUGACAGCUGUCAUUCAUUCAAUUUUACCAACCAAUCAGAAGCUUGUUUCAGGCAGCUGCCUGCCAAAAAACAAAUUGAUAUCUUUUAUUUUUCAGAUUCCGAAAAAAUGUUAUUUGCAAAAUGUACUUAGUGUUUUGAUUUCUUACUCGUGUUAAUGAUUUUGGAAUUAUGAUAAUCCAUCAUCAAAUUAUUUUUAAAAUAAAAUUGUCAAUCGAUACCAAGGAACUACUAAUUUCUUCCAAAUAAGUUUGUACUUUUUUUUUAACGAAUUCAAAUAUAUUUUUUUAAUUCAAAAUAUUUGGAGAUCAUAAUUUUAAAAUGUUUUUUUUUAAUCGUAUUGCAGUGGACAAUUGUUUCGAAAAGAAAGCAUUAAAUUAAUGCCUAAAUAGCCCUUCAGAAAUAACUCAAAUUCCAUUUUCCUUCUUUUUAAUAGCUUUUGUAAUUUUAUUUUUUAAAUCAUUUAAAUGGUAAAUAAAAAAGUUUGUGUAACAUUUCAGUUAUUUCUGCGGAGCCACAUAUAUACCGACAGGGUCCAAACUGCUUCCGGAUGCCAUUUAAAACUAUGGCGACACGGUUACAAUUCAGUUUUUUUAUUUAUGUGUUAUGCUUUUCAAUGUGAUAUACUAUGCUUAAGGGUACGAUUUAAGUGUAAAUAAAGCAAGGAAAAGAGUUAGUUUUAUAUAUGUAAUGUUGGAUUUGUCAAUAAUAAAAAAGAGGAGUCAACACGAUGAAUUACUUCAAAAGUGGAAAAAAAUAUAUUUUAUGAUAUGUAAGACUGUAUUAUAACCAAUUAAAAAGCAUUGUCUAUAUACAUUUUAGUGUUUUAUUUUUUAAUCUCGAUAUUUUUCUCGCCGAGAAAUUUUUGAAAGUGGUUGUUCCAGUAGUUUCAGAUGUUUUUACAUAAAUAAUCAAUCCCACAGUGUUGGAUCGUGCAAUCUAGGUGACCAAUCCUCUUUUAGAAAGAACUCUUUCGAAUACCUUUUCUGUAUCAAUAAACACCAUGCCCACCCAUAUUCGUUUCUGCAUGUAUUUUUCAAUAACUUCCCUAACAAUAAAGCUCUCGAACCUUCCCGGUGUGAAUGCAAAACGUGUCUUUUUUUCCACCGGUUUGUUGUAAUCGUUGUUUCACCGAUGCGACCUUGAACGCCGAUUCGGUUUAUUUGUGGUUGAGCGUUGAAAUAAAUAACAGUUGACAGUUGUGCUUUGUGUGUUGUUGGUAGAU
This is a messenger RNA of Psylliodes chrysocephalus, 8871 nucleotides long. Lineage: Eukaryota; Metazoa; Arthropoda; Insecta; Coleoptera; Chrysomelidae. The record is from the annotation of a GenBank genome assembly.